Pipistrellus kuhlii (Kuhl's pipistrelle) is the source of this 836-nucleotide messenger RNA. It is a transcript of the gene SNRNP25, whose product is annotated as small nuclear ribonucleoprotein U11/U12 subunit 25. Gene Ontology annotation, cellular component: U12-type spliceosomal complex. The record is from RefSeq and is a predicted model, not a curated record. Gene Ontology annotation, biological process: mRNA splicing, via spliceosome. The transcript is spliced from 5 exons. NCBI's taxonomy places the organism in Eukaryota, Metazoa, Chordata, Mammalia, Chiroptera, Vespertilionidae. The coding region runs from base 188 to 559 and encodes 123 amino acids.
GUGCUGCGCUCCCGGGGGUGCGCGCCUAGCUUCGCUCGGGCGGACCGGGCGCUCGGAGCUGCGAGGCGCCCUGGAGGAGGCGGAGGCAGAGGCGGCGGCGCGGCCCGAGGCGCGUGAGGACGAUGAGGACGAAGAGGAGGCGCUGCCGCACUCCGAGGCGGUGGACGUGUUCCAGGAGGGUCUCGCCAUGGUGGUGCAGGACCCACUGCUCUGCGACCUGCCGAUCCAGGUUACUUUGGAAGAGGUCAAUUCCCAAAUCGCCCUGGAAUAUGGCCAAGCAAUGACCGUCCGAGUGUGCAAGAUGGAUGGAGAAGUCAUGCCGGUGGUGGUGGUGCAGAACGCCACGGUGCUGGACCUGAAGAAGGCCAUCCAGAGAUACGUGCAGCUCAAGCAGGAGCGCGAAGGGGGCAUCCAGCACAUCAGCUGGUCCUAUGUGUGGAGGACGUACCACCUAACCUCUGCGGGAGAGAAGCUCGCGGAGGACAGGAAAAAGCUCCGAGACUACGGGAUCCGGAAUCGGGACGAGGUGUCCUUCAUCAAAAAACUGAGGCAGAAAUGACCCUCCAAACAAGGACUCGGCCGGCGGCCACGCUCCUCCCCGGCAGGAGGAAGCCUCGGGCGCUGUCCCCUCCUCACGGGAGAGUGUUGAGAUGGACUCGCCCUGCUGUGCUCAGCUGGAACCGCCCGUGUGAACCCUGGGCCUGGGGAGUGGGACUGGGUGAGCCAGUGCUCAAGGCCCAAGUUUGACCCCUGCUGGGCCCAAACAUCCCACCGGCGGUGGGGCUGGCCCUCUGUACGGAAUAAAUCUCUCUGCUUUCUAGUUUGAAAAGUCAAAA